This is a messenger RNA of Neoarius graeffei (lesser salmon catfish), 7920 nucleotides long. It is a transcript of the gene rock2a, whose product is annotated as rho-associated, coiled-coil containing protein kinase 2a. The transcript is spliced from 32 exons. Gene Ontology annotation, biological process: regulation of actin cytoskeleton organization; smooth muscle contraction; embryonic morphogenesis. Bases 619 to 4767 code for a protein of 1382 amino acids. Gene Ontology annotation, cellular component: cytoskeleton; centrosome; cytoplasm. Lineage: Eukaryota; Metazoa; Chordata; Actinopteri; Siluriformes; Ariidae. Gene Ontology annotation, molecular function: small GTPase binding; ATP binding; Rho-dependent protein serine/threonine kinase activity. The record is from RefSeq and is a predicted model, not a curated record.
CUGCAUUGCUGUGGCGGCGCAGAAAGCGAGCGGACAAAAGGCGAGCUGGGAAACUCACAAACGUGAUGAAUUAAUCACACGCCAUGGCUCGGUUUUCCGACCCGGCCGUUUCGGUGUCGACACGGAAGUCGCGCGCGAGCCGGCGGAGGAGUGUUUGAUGGAGAGACUCGGAAAGAGGAGGCGCACAGGCGCGCGCACGCAGCACAGACAGAAUAAACGCCUGGAAACGCACAGAGAGGAGAAGAAAGAAAGAAAGAAGGGAGGGAUAGAAUAGAAAAGAAAACGCCCUUUUCAACACCCCCUCUGCAAAUAUUUUUUUUUUUAAAUAAAUAACUAAAACCUCCCGACAGUUUGUUGCUCUCUCUCUCUCUCUCUCUCUCUCUCUCCGGGGGACUCGAGCAUGGCGCGGCGGGCUGAGCUGGGGUCCUGCCCCACUUUUCAAACUUAAUUGGAGGAGCAUUUCCGGUUGGAUUAAUCCACAUUUUUGCCCUGGCGGCGGGCUGAGAGCCGCGGAACCCGACAGGCCACAGAGCAGCUCUGCGUGUUGUCCUGUCCUGAAGGUAAAGUCCUCGCGCUUCCGACGCUCUGAUCUGAUCUGAUCUGAUGUGAGGGUAUGAGAUGAUCAGAUCUGACCUGAUGAUGUCUUUGGGAGCUGAGAGCAGGAUGGAGAAGCGCUUGAAGAGGCUGGAGGCCAUGAUCAGAGACCCGCGCUCUGCGGUCAACCUGGAAAGUUUGCUGGACGCCAUGAACGCCAUGGUUUUAGAUCUCAACUUUCCCGCCUUACGCAAGAACAAGAACAUUGAGACCUUCUUGAACAGAUAUGAGGCAGUAAUGGGUGAUAUCAGAGAUCUGCAGAUGAAGCCGGAGGAUUUCGACAAGGUGAAGGUGAUCGGCAGGGGCGCGUUCGGAGAAGUGCAGUUGGUGAGACACAAGGCAUCUCAGAAGGUUUACGCCUUGAAGCUGUUGAGUAAAUUUGAGAUGAUCAAGCGCUCAGACUCAGCGUUUUUCUGGGAGGAGAGAGACAUCAUGGCAUUCGCACACAGCCCCUGGGUCGUACAGCUGUGCUGUGCGUUUCAGGACGACAGGUUCCUCUACAUGGUGAUGGAGUACAUGCCGGGCGGAGACCUGGUAAACCUCACCAGUACGUAUGACGUUCCUGAGAAGUGGGCCAAGUUCUACACGGCGGAGGUCGUCAUGGCUCUGGACGCCAUCCACUCCAUGGGUUUCAUCCACCGAGACGUGAAGCCCGACAACAUGCUGCUGGACCAAAAUGGCCACCUUAAACUCGCCGACUUCGGCACCUGCAUGAAGAUGGACUCGACGGGCAUGGUGCACUGUGACACAGCGGUGGGCACGCCCGACUACAUCUCACCCGAGGUGCUAAAAUCUCAGGGCGGAGACGGGUACUACGGACGCGAGUGUGACUGGUGGUCUGUUGGAGUGUUUAUUUUUGAGAUGCUCGUCGGUGACACUCCGUUCUACGCCGACUCUCUGGUCGGGACCUACAGUAAAAUCAUGGACCAUAAGAACUCGCUGAACUUCCCAGAUGACGUCGAGAUCUCAAAGGAGGCCAAAAAUAUCAUCUGUGCGUUCCUGACAGACAGGGAGGUGCGUUUAGGGCGGAACGGCGUGGAAGAGAUUAAGAGACACCCGUUCUUCAAAAACGACCAGUGGACCUUCGAUACCAUCAGAGACACUGUGGCCCCCGUUGUCCCUGAGCUGAGCAGCGAUAUCGAUACCAGUAAUUUCGAUGACCUUGAGGACGUUAAGGGUGAUGUGGAGACGUUCCCGACACCGAAAGCCUUCGUAGGGAACCAACUGCCCUUUGUCGGAUUUACGUAUUUCAAAGAAGACCAGUUGUUAAAUGCUUUCAACAGUUCAUCAGAACGUCCUGCUUCUGUUAAAGGAGAGGACAGCGUUGUGCUCCAGAAGAAGCUUCACUCUUUAGAGGAGCAGCUGAAUAAUGAAAUGCAGGCCAAAGACGAGCUCGAGCACAAGUACAGGACGAGCAGCGCACGACUCGACAAGAUCGCUAAAGAGCUCGAGGAAGAGAUGAGCAGUAGGAAAGCUCUGGAGUCGUCCCUCAGACAGCUGGAAAGAGAAAAAGCUCUGCUGCAGCACAAAAGCAUCGAGAGCCACAGAAAGGCUGAGAGCGAGGCGGAUCGCAAACGCUGCCUCGAAAACGAAGUGAACAGUCUGAGGGAUCAGCUGGAGGAGAUGAAGAAGAGGAACCAAAACUCGCACAUUUCCAAUGAGAAGAACAUCCACCUGCAGAGACAGCUGGACGAAGCGAACGCGUUGCUGCGGGCGGAGUCGGACGCGGCGGCUCGUCUUCGCAAGUCUCAGACGGAGAGCAGUAAACAGCUGCAGCAGCUGGAGACACAUGUGCGGGAGCUGCAGGAUAAGUGCUGCCUGCUGGAGAGCAGCAAACUGACGCUGGAGAAAGACUUCAUCAGCCUGCAGGCGGCGCUCGACACCGAGAAACGGGAGCACACACAGCGCUCCGAGACUAUCUCUGACCUGCAGGUGCGUCUCUCGGGUCUGGAGGACGAGGUGAAGCAGGCGAGACAGGCUCUGGCCAAAGCCGAGACUGAGAAGAGACAGCUGCAGGAGAACCUCACUGAUUUGGAGAAGGAGAAGAGCAAUAAGGAGAUUGACAUGACGUACAAGCUGAAGGUUCUGCAGCAGAGUCUGGAGCAGGAGGAGGCGGCGCACAAAGCCACGAAGACCCGACUUGCCGACAAGAACAAGAUCAGCGAGUCCAUCGAGGGAGCGAAGUCUGAGGCGGUGAAGGAUCUGGAGCAGAAGCUGCAGGUCGAGCGUUCCGCUAAGCUGCAGGUGGAGAACCGGCUGCUCGAGCUGGAGAAACACAACUCCAUGUUGGACUGUGAUUAUAAACAAGCACUGCACAAACUCGAAGAGCUGCACAGACACAAGGACCAACUCACUGAGGAGGUGAAGAACCUGACUCUGAAGAUCGAGCAGGAGGUCCAGAAGCGCAGUCUGACCCAGAACGACUUGAAGGCGCAGAACCAGCAGCUCAGCACCCUGAAGACGUCGGAGAAGCAGCUCAAACAGGAGAUAAACCACCUGCUGGACAUCAAACGCAGCCUGGAGAAGCAGAUCAUGGAGCUCCGCAAGGAACGUCAGGAUUCUGAUGGACAGAUGAAGGAGCUUCAGGAUCAGCUGGAGGCAGAACAGUAUUUCUCAACACUGUACAAAACUCAGGUGCGGGAGUUAAAGGAGGAGUGUGAGGAGAGGAAUAAGAUUUAUAAAGACAUGCAGCAGAAUCUGCAGGAUCUGCAAGAGGAGAGGGACUCUCUGGCAGCUCAGUUGGAGAUCACCCUGACGAAGGCAGACUCAGAGCAGCUGGCUCGCUCCAUCGCUGAAGAGCAGUACUCUGAUCUGGAGAAGGAGAAGAUCAUGAAGGAGCUGGAGAUUAAGGAGAUGAUGGCCAGACACAGGCAGGAACUCGCUGAGAAGGACAUCACCAUCGGCUCGUUGGAGGAAGCAAACCGCAUGCUAACGAGUGACGUAGCAAACCUGGCUAACGAGAAGGAAGAACUGAACAACAAGUUGAAGGAGGCACUGGAUGACAUGCAGAAGCUGAAAAACAACGAAGAGUCAAUCGCACAGAUGAAGCUCACGUUUGAGAGGCAGCUGCAGUCCGAGAGAACUCUCAAGACACAGGCUGUGAACAAACUGGCUGAAAUCAUGAACAGGAAAGUGCCAGGAAAUGGAAGUCGCCGUGGAAAUGAAACAGAUAUGAAGAGGAAGGAUAAAGAAAACAAGAAGUUGCAGCAGGAGCUACGAUCCGAACGGGAAAAACUCAACAGCACCAUCAUCAAAUAUCAGCGAGAAAUCAAUGAAAUGCAGGCGCAACUAGCGGAAGAGUCAGUGAUGCGUGUGGAGCUGCAGAUGGCCCUGGACAGUAAAGACAGCGAUAUCGAGCAGCUCCGAGGCCUCCUCAAUUCCGUCAACGCACAAUCGCUCGACUCAGCCAGCAUGAGCAGCGGCCCCGAGUUCGAAACGGACGAAUCGCUGCCAGAGACCAGGUUGGAGGGCUGGCUGUCUCUCCCUGUGAGGAACAACACCAAGCGCUUCGGCUGGGAGAGAAAAUAUGUUGUGGUGAGCAGCAAGAAGAUCCUCUUCUACAACAGCGAGCAGGACAAAGAGCUCUCCAAUCCCUACAUGGUGCUGGAUAUCGAUAAACUCUUCCAUGUUCGUUCAGUCACCCAGACAGAUGUGUACCGUGCAGACGCAAAAGAAAUUCCUCGAAUAUUCCAGAUCCUGUACGCAAACGAGGGCGAGAGCAAGAAGGAGCAGGAAGUGGAGCCGCUGCCCAUCGGAGAGAAAUCCAGCUACAUCUGCCACAAAGGGCACGAGUUCAUCCCGACGCUCUACCACUUCCCGACGAACUGCGAGGCCUGCACCAAACCGCUGUGGAACAUGUUCAAGCCGCCUCCUGCCCUCGAGUGCCGCCGCUGCCACAUCAAGUGCCACAAAGACCACAUGGAUAAGAAGGAGGAGGUGAUCGCACCGUGUCGAGUGAACUACGACGUGUCCACGGCGAAGAACCUCCUGCUAUUGGCGUCGUCUCAGGAGGAGCAGCAGAAAUGGGUCAGCAGGCUCGUUAAGAAGAUCCCGAAAAAGCCUCCAGGCCCUGAAUGGAGCCAUCGCUCGUCCCCUCGCGCCCCCACUAAAGUCCAGGCCAGCCAGUCGAUGAGGAGAACCAGCCGCCAGCUACAGGCCGGGAAACCCAGCUAACCUCACUUUGGGAAUGUGGUGUAACUUCAUGCUGAGGUUGGGCUCUCCUGCUUUCACACCAAGAACUUAACGUUUUUAUGUUUUCAUCGAUCCAAACUAGCGAGAAAACGUUACGUUACCGGUUUUGAGCGUUGCCGUGUAGGGAUGUCUCAGAGGUUUCCCAGGACCUUAAAAAAAUCCACAGAGAACCGUGAGAAGAUGAGUCUAUCCAAAUCUUGGAUCUUCAGCUCCAGAACUUUUUUUUUUUUCUUCACAAAACCAGAAUGCAAAGCACUCAGAUGGAAUGAAGCACCAAAGGGACACACUACAAGACUGUGGAGGAAUCUGUGAGUUGUUGUUCUUGGGUGGGGUGGGGUGGGGUGGGGUGAGUGAGGGGGUGGGGGGACUCGCCAUCCUGUCCUGGAGAUAGGUGUGUGCCCAAACUUGUGUCACGGUUUUACGAUAUCAUCACAAUACAUCAGCGAAGUAUUGAGUCUGGUAGCUUUUUAACCUUUUCUCUGAAUUCUGAUGGAUAGGAUCCGUGUGUUGUGUGCAAACCAAGAACCUUGUAAGAUUUGUUCAGGUGUUCCAUCUCAAAAAGGAACCUUGAUGGGCCUUGAGAAAAAUGUCGGACUCUGAAGGGUUAUUUGGUUGUCCUUCUGAAACUGGGUUUCAAGUAGAACCUUUUUGGCAAACUAGGACACAAUAAUUAUCUAAAAAUAGGGAUCUUUAGAAGACUUUCCUACAUACCUGUCUAUUGGGGACAGUAUUUUGACAGACAAGAAACCUCAGAGAUACACUCUUAAAAACGUAGAACUCUUCCAGGUUCUUUGUUUGUUUGUCCCUUUGGUAAAACUUGUAUUUUACGAUUAGAAGGUGUUCCAAGUAGAACCUAGAAUCCUUAAUUACACAAAAUAAGGUGUUUUUGGAGACUUUCAAUGGUAACCAUCUAAUGGGGCAACAGGUAAGGAACCCUGGCAGACUCGUGGCUCCACUGAGAAAAUGCAGAACCGUUCAGGGUUUUUAGUUUGUUCCUCAGGAAGAGCACUUAUAGGUUGUGUAGAAGCUUUCAACAGAAUAUAUUUCUGUAUCAGAAAUGGCCCCAGAGAGGACGUUUUCCCACAAGCUAAGAAACUUUAAUUAUCCAAAGAACCUUCUGAAGAAUCUUUUUGAAGCACCCUUUUUUCCCUCAGAGAAAAAAAAAAAAGUUCAUCAGCUUGUCUGAACAUGAAUCCAGAACUUCUGUCUUUGUGAGUAGAAUUGAGAUAACGACGCCAAGACCAAGGACACCUGCCAUGCAGCUCGAAAAUAAAUUGGCCAAAGUCCUUUCAAAGUCCGUGUCUUGAGAACGUGCAAAUCCUGUCCAAAUUCUCUUCAAUGGAAUGCCAUAUUGUGAAGCAUCCAGGGUAACAGUAUUGAUCAAUAUCAUGAUGUAUCGUAGAACCAGUUGGGCACACGCCUCAUUUCAUCCACCAUGGAACUGAAUGCACAUCGAUUGACAAACUUCGGACAUCGGAUUCCAAGAUGGACUGGUCCAGUCUGUGCUUCAUGGUCUCCAUAACUGUCUCCAGGACUGUAGUAUUUGGUACUUUAACACUACAUUAUCAGAACCACCACACACACACACACACACACACACACGCACGCGCGCGCACACACAUUUCAGUGUAAACCACACCCAUUCUUAACGGAGGGUUCAGUAUCUAAACCUGUUCUGAGGGCGGAACGUUCUGAUCGGUUAAUUUCAGCAUGAGUCUGACAACGAGCCACAAUAUCUCCUCAAAAGCAUCCGAAAAGAAAACUCGACAGCUCCAGCGACAGUUUAUUCAAAGCGUGGGGGGAAAAAAAAUUCCCAAAUCCCAGAUGAUUUUGAUUUGUUUCAAACGUAACCUUUAAACAGUUUAUGAGAAUUUAUUAUAACGAGUCAGAAAACUGCCUCGAUUGUGAGAGAAUUAUAACUAACUACAAUAGUAGCUAUAUAAUAGCUAGCGAUGUUAUAAUAACAAACGGAUGAUUUUGUCGUUUUGUUGACUCGUUUUGAUUUCUCGUUAACCGUGAUCAUUUAAAGUGACCUAAAUUGACUAUUUUGUGCCAUUUCAAGUUUGUAGUUUAAUACGUUUCUGGCCACAUUUUAUUUAUUUUAAGUAGGCGGAGCUCAAUUUGAAUUGACUGAUUGAUUAAUAUCAGUUUAAAAUAUGUAUAAAAUAUAACACAUUCCCAUGUGAACACUUUAGUUAAAAAUGUCGAUCUGGAGGUACAAGUUAAUCGUGGAGACGAGAUGUCAAAGUCGCGUCACAAAUUAAAUUAAUUCAGUUAUUGGUAAUCGCAAUAACGAUGUGACCAUUGCGAGCACAUGAGGCAUUUAAUAUUUAAGUUAUUCCACGAAAUCGAGUCGUACAUGAGCUGAUAGCCGGCGAGGCGCGUAGCACCGAGUUGUCUAUAAGCCGUGUAUGACGAGAUUGAGUGAGUGGAAUAACGGUUUUAUUCUAUCCACGUUCACUGGAUUUUGCGAAAUUGAGCAUUUUUAUUUUUUGCAAAUUUGAUAAAUAAAAACUUUACACAAAACGUCCGACGAAAUAAUUUCUGCUUAGGAUGUAAAGAAACCGGCGAAGUGACAGGAGCAAUUUGUGAAAAAUGCGAUAAUAAUAAUAAUUCUUGAAAAAUCUUUUUUCCAUAUUUUGUUGCGCUUUUUUGUGGUUUUGUUUUCGGGUAGUUUUUAUUUCGUCCUCGGUUCAGUAACACGCGCCGCCAUUUUGUUUUUCUCUACUCACAGUAUACGAGCUGAUAUCCUAGUAGAGAGUAGCCAAUCAGAGCGCGUGAAUGUGGAUAUAGAAUAUUCGUAAUUACGCUCUGAACCUGUUCGCAGGUUCAUUUUCCGACAGCAGCUUCAAAGAACGGAGAAAUCCAGAAUUAUGUUAAUUCGACAAAUCGGAAUUCAGUAAUCGAUGUGCAAAGAACGAGAGUUCCUGUUAUCGCUAGAAAUGGGUCACGUUCCUGAGGACGUCAAACUCCGCCUCCUGUCCGUGGUGGUGAUGUUUAACCAGCCGAGUCGUUUCUGCCCUGAGAGGAGGUUUGGGUGAGUGAAACUCCUACGAGCACUUGACACCUGAACACACACCUGAACACACACACACCUGUGAAUGUAAAGCCUGUGUGAAAAGGGGGGGGGGGGGG